This is a messenger RNA of Armigeres subalbatus, 2951 nucleotides long. RefSeq names its product zinc finger protein 605-like. Lineage: Eukaryota; Metazoa; Arthropoda; Insecta; Diptera; Culicidae. The record is from RefSeq and is a predicted model, not a curated record. Gene Ontology annotation, cellular component: nucleus. Gene Ontology annotation, molecular function: zinc ion binding.
UCCUGCUCCCCUAACUAUAGUGUAAACGAGACUGAAAUAGACAAUGAUUAUUUUGAUGAUUGUUUGUCAAGUUUACUGAUGGAAACCUCUAAAAACUUGCGACCGAAACAAAUUUGAAACUCUUUGCUCUUUGGCAAGUAGGUAACAAACGCACGGGUCGAGAUGCAAGAGGUGGAGAAUCUCUGCCGGAUAUGCACAUGCAAUGAGGAGCGAUCAGCUUUUGUUUGCAUUUUUGCCACUACGAUGAAACUGAAGAAGCAGCGUACGGCAUCGGAACAGCAUCAGGAUGGCGAUCCGGAAUCGAACUCCGCUAGCAUAGAAAGAACCGUCGCUGAAGUUAUGGCAGGCUGUUUGGAUAUUGAGAUCAAACCGAACGAUCAACUGCCCCGUAGAAUUUGCCAGGAUUGCAUGUACCGGCUGCAGGAAUCAUGGUCCUUGCGGGAAACUUAUAAAGCUAGUGAGAAACGCUUGAGACAAUUACUAAGCAGCGAAUCAACGUCCACGAAGGUGAAAUUGGAAAUGUUUUUGGAGGACGCUUCCGAUGAGGGAGAUACGCAGAUUCAGGAGUCUUUCGUUGAUGACGAAGUGCUGGAGGAUGAUGAUAAUGUCAUCGAAAAUAAACCUGCUACUAAAGUAGGCAGUCACGAUGACCCGCUGCAUUCAGAGUAGUGGAAAUUUUCGGAUUUGCCCAAGGGUCAUUAUAGGACUCGGAAGAGUGACGAUUCAAACUGGGAGUAUAUUGAGGCAGAUGAUCAUCGAUGUUGUGGGUGUUUUCAUAUUUUUAAAACAAAGGCGAUGUUGGACAAGCACUGCAAGCGAGAUCACAAACCGGAACUUCAUGGGGAUAAAAAUAGGCGUUACGAAUGUAGCACUUGCUUGAAACUUUUCUCAAGCACCGAUUCCUUAACUUUUCAUCAGAAAAUCGCACGAUCGCGGCAAUUGUUUCAUUGUAAAUUGUGCCAUGUUCUGUCGCCAAGUAAAAGACAGCUAAAUGCUCACUUGAAACUGCAUUCGGCGGAAGAAUUGCCAAUCAAUCGUGUCAAAAUUUCUUCCAAACCAAAAGCGAUUCCCACAUCAGAGAACGCCCUCGAAGCUACUUUGCAAAAGUUUCCCUGCAAAAAAGUUUUCGUCACUUUUGAUUAUUUCACUUUUGCUGGAUACUUUUGUUGUGACUGUUCGAUCUACUGCGAGAGCAAACGAGAAAUGAAGCGCCAUGGGGAGAAGACGCAUCAAGGGAAUCGUGGUUUUAACGAGCAAUACUCAUGCUUCGCCUGCUUGAAGUCAUUUGAGUCGAAGGAAGAGUAUGAAAAGCACAUGCUUGUUUUGAAUUCCCAGCAGGUCUACUACUGCAAAACGUGUCAGCAAAUAUUCUCAUCAGCAGAAAAGUUGAGGGAUCACCAACAAAGCAGCGACAAACACGAGGGAUUUGUCGAACUAGAUAUGCUCGAUGUGAAAGAAGAGAUCGAAGGGGAAGGAACGUCUGAAAUGUUGGACAUUCAACCGAUGCCAGCAGCUGGAUCUCAAAUAGCGAGACCGAGAAGGACUACCACUAUCGUAGAACGGAGGGCAUCUCCGAUGGACGGUACUGUAGCAAGUGGUGAUGACGAAGUGGAUGAAGACGAGGAUUAUGAACCCGAAGAAGUUCAUAAUUUCAAGGAACCAUACGGACGGCGGCUUUACGUUCAACAGGCGUCGAAACGAAACGAUCCGGAUUUGGCAGAAAUAUCCGUCGUCGACAUCAGCGGACAAGAUGCGGUUCGUUGCUGCGGCUGCUAUCUUACCUUCAUCACCGAAGAAGAGCUUAUCGAUCACUCCAAUCAGUGCCAUCGACAAUUUGAGCAACUGGACGAGAAAGAUCGUCCCUAUGAAUGCGAUCGAUGCUUCCGUAGAUUCGUCAAAGCCGUAUCCCUUCAAAUUCAUCAGCAAUUUGUGAAAAACGUGCAGAUCUAUUCCUGCAAGCUGUGUGAUCAAAAAUUCAAUUUUCAAACACCGUUUUUGCUGCAUUACGAGUCGCACGAGCGGUUUAAUGUCCGGGAUGAUAGACGGGGACCGAAACCCAAACAGUCGGAGGACAGCAGUAAGUUUUUCUGCUGUUUCACGGCUUGUAAGUCCUCGUUUGUGGAAUAUAGCGAUCUGUUAACUCACGUGGACGAGAACCAUGGUGUAAAACGGAACCAAUUUAAGGACUACCGGGACACCGACGAAAACUGUUGCGAAAUUUGCUUCCGCAGUUUCAGCAACUAUCGAGGACUAAUAAGACACGUAGUUGCUCAAAGGAAGUCCAAUUCCGGCGGGCGACACACUUGCAGUACAUGUGGCGUUCAGAUGAAAUCGCUCGCACAACUCAAAGAUCAUGAAAACAAACAUUUGGGCAUUAAACCGUACGAAUGCGACGUAUGCCAGAAAACGUUCGGAACCAAAACCAUCCUCAAGAACCAUAUGAUCGUGCAUCAGUCGGAUCGUCCGUUCAGUUGUGAAAUUUGUGGCAAAACUUUUGCAAGGAAGCGCAACUACAAGGACCAUUCCAUGACACACACAGACGAGAAGCCUUGGGAAUGCGAAAUCUGCAAACUGAGGUUCCGGAUCGAGUCACAGUUUCUCACCCACAAAAGACGUCACACUGGCGUUCGGCCGUACAAGUGCAAAUUUUGCGAUAAGGUGUUUUCCCAUGCAACGGAUCGAAAGCGACACGAAAUGGCCGCCCACACAGGGGAGAAACCCCACCAGUGCAGCUUCUGCCCGUUGGCGUUCAUCAGGAAGCGGCAGCUGGUGAUUCACGAGCGAACUCAUACGGGCGAGAAACCGUACGAGUGUCAACACUGCGGGCAGGCAUUUAUUCAGCAGAGCUAUCUGACGCGCCACUUGGCGACGCAUAAGCAACGAGAUGAGAUAUCGUUUUAGUGGAAUGAGAAUGUGGAUGUAUAGACGAAUGAAAUAACAUAGAAUUGUAA